AUGCCUCGGGUGUCGCUCCGUAGCAAGAAAGAUGCGUCUCACCACGACUCGCCUUCCGCCCCCCAGGAGGCGACAGGCGUUCACUCCGGACUGCUUUCCUCCGCUUCUUUCUCUUCGUCCUCUCUGAUUCUGUCAGCCGGCUCCUCUCCAGCGCGUCUCUUCCCCCCCAGGCAAGGCACGAGACUGGCGCGCGGAGCGCCAGCGCCUGAGAAGUUUGCAGAGGGCGGCGGGGAAGACGCGACUGUGGCUUCGCAAUCCGCGCACGCACUCUUCGUCUCCUCCAGUCACAAAAGCUCUUCUUCUCUUCUGUCGUCUUCCCUGUCUGGCGCCUUUUCGAGGCUUCCUUCCGCGGAACCGGCUGCGCGGCCGCCCUCUCCCGUCGCGUCGUCUUCAUCUUCUUCCUUCGUGUCCUCGCUUUCUCGCAGGCGGCACCAUCGGCUCGCCGUCUCUCCGUGCUCGCCCUCGCGGAGUGGUCUCUUCGCGUCGCCUCUCCACGGCAGCCGCAGCGUGUGCGGCUCGCCUCUCUCUUCUCCGCUGUCGGCAGGAAACCUCCCCAGAGGACGCGCGGGCGCGAGGGGGGAGCCCCGAAGGAGGACGGUGGAGGCAGCGGCGAGGAGUUCGCCCGCGGAGAAGAGAGGUCACGCGUCUCUUCCGUCUUCGCCGGUGCUCGCAGCCUCCUCUUCCUCCGGUCUUUUUCCUUCGCCCCUGCCGCAGGAGGACGAAAAACGCCUCGCAGUGUCGCCGUCUCUCCCUCCGCGAUGGUGGCCUGGCGGCCGCAGGUCGAGCGACACGAAUGCCGUGACCCCAGUUGGCGCAGAAGGAGGUCUCUCAUCUCUCUCGACUGUGUUUACCUGCUCGUCGCUGCUGUCCGCGCCACCCUUCUCGUCUCUCUGCCUUGCGUCUUCCUCUGCGAGUGCGUACCGGACGCCGCGGCUGGGCGAGGGAGAGGAGGAGCUCGGCAAGGAGGCGCGCCCGCCCUCGGGGUUGCCGGCGCGGCGCGGAGAGGACAGCUACCAGCCCUCGAUGCGGCAGCUGCAACGGAUGGGAGAGAGCCUGAGCCGAAAGCGACUCGCAGUCUCCUCUCCGGAGAGCGUCGCGAGCGCGGCGGCGCGGCUGCAAGUGGAGAAGAUCUCUGAGUUCUCCUUGGCGCCGUCGAUGCUGUUCCCGGCGCUUGAUCGCUCAGGCGACGCACCGGCUGCAGGCGCAGACAAGCCCGAACGCCGACGGGCGAUUGGGCACCUCCUCCUCUCCGCCUCGCUCGUCUUCGCCGACAGAGCGCGCGUCGACGACGUGAGCCACGUCGGGCGAGCUGCGGACAUUGUCGUGGGCGCCGAGGAGACGCGAGAGACUCCCAAGGCGGGCUGCCAAUCCCCCCGGGUCGCGCCUGUUGUGUUGCCUCGAUGCGUUGACGCAGACCGCGAAGCGAGGGGGGAGGCAGAACGCGGAGGCCAGCGCGAUACGCUCAGGCGGAAGGCGGAGCGGCGCGCCAGCUCCGGGAACGGCGCCGCGGCAUCGAGUGGAGAGCGCCGCAUCUCGCGAGAUGAGGAGGCGGGCCUUCAAGCGCCGCCGCCAUUAGAACGUCGGGGGAAGAAAGACAAAGGCGAACAACAGGAGGAGAGGCUGCAGGACGCAAGAGACUGCUUCGAUGCAGUGACGGAGCUGUGGGAGCAGGGUUUGCUCUCGCCGAAGGCGCCCAGAGAUCGCUCGCUCGGCUACGCGUCUUCGCACGGCACCAGCCCCAGGAAGUCCUCGUUGCGGAGUUUUCCGGCUGCGUGUCCGCCGGUCGCAGCGAAGGCAGCCUCUUCGCUGCAGGUUGAAGAAAAUAUUUGUCCGUCUCGCGGAGUGGACGCGAAUGAAGGGGCGGCGCAGGGAGAGACAGGGGCCUCGGGCGAAGGCCCGAAGAGGUUGCAAAGGCAUGAACAAGAGGAAGUCUACAUCGUGGACACGCAUGCGCUGAAAUCCAUGGCGCCCUUUUGUUCAGACGAAUGCCAGGUCCUCACGCGCGCACAGAGACGUCGCAGCUCGCUCACAGUUUUGGAUCUUCUGCGCGAGCAACACAAAACGAGCCCUGCGUCGUCGCUGCCUUCCUUCCCUUUUCCCUCCCCGCCGCUGUCGUCCUCUCUUUCCUCUCAGUCUUCCCUCUCUUCGUCCUCCACGGCGCCGUCAUCCGCCUCUCUCCCUUCCGCGCGAGGGAGACGCAGGAGCAGGAGCGUCAGCGACAUCUCCGAGGAGGGCGCAGGUCGAGCUGACCGCGAGGGAAGGGAGCGGAAACGCGCGGCGAAGUCAGGCGACGGCCUCUCGAGUGAUAAAGAGCGCGGGAAAGAGUCAGCUGUGAACAGGAGAAAGAGGCUGUCAAACGACCCCCAAGUCGAGACAGGAGAGAACGCGGUGGGGAGGCGGUGGGCACGCGAGACCGGCCGGGAGCUCGGAGCUCAAGUUGGGGAACAGGAGAAGCAGGAAGACACUGCCACCUGCGUCGCCCUGCAGAGCAAGCGCGGCGGCUUAGGUGGUGCAGCGCCUUCAAAGACGCCGAGUUCUCUCGCGCUGGGGGAUUCCGCCGCCUCGACAUCGAGUCUCUCGACGCGAGAGAGACGAGAGUCCUCGAGGCGUCCCGCGCCGCUUUCCUCUGCUGCUUGCUCGGCCUCCUUCCUGUUCCGUCAAAAUUCGUCGGACUGGUCUUCUCCGCAGCGGUCGCCUUGCUCGUCGUUUCCGCUUUCCUCGCCUUCGCGUCUGGGAUCCACCGUCGCGGCUGCGUCGCCGCCGCGCUCCGCUCCCUCCGCGACCUGCGGAUGGCGCCUCCCGCUCUCUGAGCUGAUGUCACCCUCUUCGCCUCCGUGCGUCCACGAACCCAUCCGCUCGCCCUGUCCCGUCCUCUCCCCUCCGCCGUCGCUCUCCGCGUGCCACUCGCCGUCCUCGGCGUGUCUGCCGUCGCCCGCGCCACCCGCCCAAGAGACGGCAGCAGCCUGCGAGCCUUGCGCAGCAGCGGGUCAGCACUCGCUUCGCCGCUCGCCGCGACUCUGCGCCUCUUCUCUCUCCGCGGCCGCAGCCUUUUCUGCGAAGGCCCGCAGCGUCUCGGAGGCGUCGUCGCCGAGGCGCGCAGCCAGGCUCGAGAAGGAAGGCAACAGGGAUGACGCAGCGGCGACUGCCUCGGAUGAGGUUCCCCCGGAGCGGCAGGCGAGAGACGGGGGCGGCGGCAAGCAGCUCGCCAGAACCGGGGGGCGUGGCUUCGAGAGAAAGAAGAAAGACUGUGACGCCGCAGCCAAGGACGGCAAAGAAAAUGACGGCCGCGGAAGGGGAAUCGAGCCCCCCUGCGCGGACUCUGUGUCCUCGUGUGCCUCGUUCGUGACUGCGGUCUCGCGGUCGCCGGAGCCCGCCGUCGGCGGACGCGCGGCUGCAGGCGACGCUCCGCGGGACGACGCGAAGAAGCCGCGAGCGCCGCGCCCGCCCUUCACGCGAUCUGCCCUGCCGCCUUCGCCGGCGCCACAUGCGCGCGGCGCGCCGAAGCGAAGAGCGGUGAAGGCCCCUCCGCUUGCCGCGGCUGCGACUGCGCCCGCGCUCGCGCGAGGACCCUCGACGCCCCUUGCAGAGCGCCGGAAGCGCGCGCGCCCGUCAGCCGCCGCUGUCUCCGUCUGCGGUGGGAAGUUCGUCUCGAAAGCUGGGGGGAAGCAAGCGAGAGUCUCGGGGGCGGAGAGAGUGACGCCUGGCUGCUCCACGGCUGCGGCGGAGACCAGAGCUGCGAAGAAAGGCGACAAGCGGGUGCCCGCGCCGCGGGUCGUUUGCAUGUCGCCGGUAAGAGCCGAGGCCAACAAGCUCAGGAAACCCGAGGUCUGCAGCGCGCACGCGCGUGAGAAGAAGACGGCCGCGCGCGGGGCUGCGCAGGGGCGGUGCCUCUCCCAGGAGGGCGCCGCCUCGUCUCUGGGCGCGGCCGCGUCGCAUCUCGCGAAGAGCCCGAAGAAGGAACGCGAGAGGGGAGAGCCAGACCCUGUUUCCGCGGCGGCAGAAAGUGAGAAGUGUGUGAAGCAAGCGUCUUCGGGGGUGGGUCGCUGCAAGAGGGACAGCGACGAGAAGGCGGCGAAGGCAGAGGAAGACACUUCAGAGUCUGCAGGAGUCAGUCGCUUCUUCGCCGAGAGAAGGAAGAUGGAGGCCGAAGAAGAGAAGAGGCGCCGCAUGCAGGGCGACGCGUCCCUCUCGCUGGGCGUGUCUGUCUCCGACUCUGUCUCCCUGGAGGACGGUGCGGCGCAGGCGGGAUCGACGCGCGGCGCUCCUCGCGAGGAGCUUCCCCCCUUGAGUCCGGUGAUUUCUCCCUCGUCAUCGGUGGGACGGCGCGCGUCUUCCUCUGAGGCCUCAUCGGAUCGGCACGCGUCCUCAGGUCUUCUCCACGCGGAAUUUUCCCCCGCGUGCGCGUCUUCGCCGCUCUCGCACCUCUCUCCGGGUCGCCGGCGCGCGUCUUCUUCGGAUGCGUCAGACGCGCGGUCGCUGAGCGCGCACAGCAGCUUCCAGUCGCAUGCAGCCGCGACGAGUCCGCCGGGCAGCCUCGGUCUCCAACCGGCGGGUCAGGUGCCCUCCGAGCCGCAGGAGGCCCUCGGGCGCCCGUCGCUCGCCGGCGCCGACCAGGUCGCGGAGUGGGCGAGGAGACAAGAGGAAGAAGAGGAGCGACACGAGCGGGACCUCCAGCGCGCCCUCGACGACGAGAUGGAGGAACAGGUCGAGCAGCUGCGCCACGGCCUCAAAAAAGAGGGCGUCUACAGGCCGACGGACGCCACCGCGAGGCGUCUGCUGGAUCGCAAGCGCUCCAGGGAGGAGGAGGAAGAAGAAAGGGCGACAAAGGCGCGGAGAGCAGACCUCUCCAUGGAUACCCCCAGCUUCCUCGCCCUCGACCCCUUCCUCGUCGACGAGAUGGACGAGCGGCUGCUCACAACGCAGCAACUGAGGACGUACCUCUCGACGAUAAUCACCGGAGACCUGCGAGGCAAGUCGCGGGAUGCGCUGCUCUACAUGGCGAAGGCUUGGAGUCUGCAAACGCACACCUCCACAGGCGUUCCGAGUUCGCGCAUGAACUUCGCCAACGUCGAUGAGCGCUUCGUUCCGCAGGCCGCGCGCAGGCUCCACGGGAAAGUGCUACCGCAGGAGCGCCGCCGUCAGUCUAUCUUGCGCUGCAGCACCAGCUCCGCGCCCGACGCAUCCCGACGAGGAUGUUCGAGUGGCGACAACGGGGACGGUUCGAAUAGAGGGGAGAGUGGGCAGACCGGUGACAAGCGCGACAAGAAAUGCAGACGCAGGAUCUCCUUCUCGCCCUUCAACAAGGUGCAGCUGUAUACCUUGGACGAGACCGAGCGGCAGAGCAAAGAGGAGGCGGCGCAGAGGUCUUUUCAAAACGAGCAGCAGCAGUUCCUCAUGCUCCUGGAGCGCCAAAAGGAGAUGGAAGCUUCUGCUGUUGCCGCAGAUGCUUCGCCGUGGCUCGCCUUCUCCUCUCCCCCCACGUCCGUCGCGUAUGGCGAUGACGACGCGUCCGCGCGCCCAGCGAGUGCGCAACACGAGUCUGCGGAUGAUGGGGAGGAAGACGAGGCUGGCGACCUCCUGAGAGAGGGAGAGGGAUGCGAAGAUCCCGAGUCCGCGGUGAACGACCCUUCCGGCGCCGUGUUCGCCACGCCGCCAGCUCUGUCUGUCGCGGCGCCGCAGAAUCCCACCUCCAUACGGCCUGUGUCCGCUACGCACGGCUCGUCGUCCUCGCUCGCUUUCUUGUCAUCUCUGUCUCCCGCGGCGACCUCGCCCUUCAGCUCGCCGCGGGUGGCGGCGGCUGCGGGCGCGCUGGGAUCUGCGCCUGCGGCGUCUUCUCCGUUCGGCUCGGCGGCGCGCGGGGGGCGGGACUUGCAAGAGCGCGAGUCACGCCAGGGGGAGGAUGCGUUGUUUCCAGAUGCGCUGCAGAGCAAGUUCUCCUUCACGACCUCGCCCUCUUUCAAGCUGCUCCACGGCGGAGGGCUGCCCUCGGCUGCGGCGCAUGCGCGCCGAGCCUCUCCCUUCGUGUGCACCUCGUCAGCGGCCGCAGGAGGGAUCGAGAAGCGCAGCAAGAAGCCUGUGUCCGUCUCGUCGAGCGGAGGCAGAGGCCACUACAAGGCGUUCAUGGAUACGCACUUCCGUGAGACCGGCGCGGGAUCGCGGAGCGCGCGCGCAGAGAUGGAGUCGCCGUUCGCGCGCGUGGGUGGCGCAGCGACAGGCUCGGGGUGCGCGGAAAGGGCGCCUCGCUACUCUGAGGAGGGUGGCGAGAACUGCAAAAACAUGAAGCCGAACACUUCGCCUCUCUCUGCGCGGAUGCUGGGCGGCGACGGCGACGAGGCGCGCCUCUGGAGACCAAAGGCAGGGCCUGAGUGGCGCGAGGCGGGGGUCGGCGAAGGCGGGUUCGGGGCUCUGGUUGUCGCGGACAAGGAAGUCGCUGGACAGGCCGUCGCAUUCUGCGCGCCGGAAAAGACGGCGGAGGCCUUCCUCCCCCGGAGAGAAAACGCGUCGCCCGUGCAGUUCUACAUCAGUCCGUUGGGACAGCGAGUGUACAGACGGAGCUCGCUCGUCGCACCCGCCACCGUGACAGGAUUUCCUGGAUUCUAG
Molecule: messenger RNA, 6600 nt
Organism: Besnoitia besnoiti
Lineage: Eukaryota; Apicomplexa; Conoidasida; Eucoccidiorida; Sarcocystidae
Exons: 8
Coding region: 1-6600 (2199 amino acids)
Source: RefSeq, a predicted model, not a curated record